Molecule: messenger RNA, 620 nt
Organism: Aplysia californica (California sea hare)
Lineage: Eukaryota; Metazoa; Mollusca; Gastropoda; Aplysiida; Aplysiidae
Product: utrophin
Biological process (GO): synaptic signaling
Cellular component (GO): plasma membrane
Molecular function (GO): protein binding
Source: RefSeq, a predicted model, not a curated record
UAGGUAUCUGUGUAUAUGCUUUGUGUGUGCCCAUACAUUUGCACGCGUACAUGUAAGCAUGUAUUAUAUGUAUAAAUAUUUCUAUAUUUAGACAUGAUGCGUCUAUAAUGUGUUUUUGUGCUUAGACUUCAGUUUCAGUAAUUACAUUUCUGUGGAUCUGAAACAGGAAGUUACACGUCCUUAACAUGAUAGUGGAGAUAGACGGUAUUCCCGGAGUCGCCGCUAGGGAUGUCGGCAGCCUUUGACUCUUUGAGUGUGUGAAACUUUGGUGUGAAAACAUGUUAUGUAAUACAUUGGUGUGGAAACGUGUUAUGUAAUACAUUGGUGUGAAAUCAAGUUACGUAAUACAUUGGAGUGAAAUCAAGUUACGUAAUACAUUGGUGUGAAAUCAAGUUACGUAAUACAUUGGUGUGAAAACCAGUUUUAAAACGCUGUGGUGUGACAUCGGGUCAGUCCGGGAUAAGAAGUGACUGCUGUUCCCGCCACGCGGAGUAGAAGGCGGCAUGGAGAACUAUUAUUCCAAAGACCUGACCCUCCUCAAGUUUAAGAAAGGCAGAGACGAGAGAGAAGACAUACAGAGAAAGACUUUCACCAAAUGGAUCAACUCACAGUUCUCCAAG